Microstroma glucosiphilum is the source of this 3628-nucleotide messenger RNA. RefSeq lists its product as hypothetical. The record is from RefSeq and is a predicted model, not a curated record. Bases 277 to 3519 code for a protein of 1080 amino acids. Lineage: Eukaryota; Fungi; Basidiomycota; Exobasidiomycetes; Microstromatales; Microstromataceae. The transcript has 2 exons.
CCCUUGUUGCCCCUUUCUUCCUCGCCUCGCCUGCCUCUGUCUCCUCCUUUCCCCUCCUCCUUCUCAUCUUUACUGCCGUCUGGGAACAUCCCCCCUUGAUCCCCUUGCGUGUCGGUGUUGCCCCUGGAGGCUGCUUGCAAUCUCCUCUCAUCACACCCUGGAGAUCCGCAACAGUAUACCGCCCACGCCUAGUCACUCCUACCACCUCACCCGCAUCUCUCACUCGACAAGGUAGCACCAGAUACAGAUCUCAUACCACACUUCUACAAGGGUACAAUGGCAGAGUCAGCAGGUGAUGCCCCUGAGCGUCCAGGCGCUGCUGUUACAUCGCCUCCCCCACCCGCCCCUUCUUCGGACAAUGGGCCAUCCUCGUCCCAGACUUCCAUCAAGAAGUUGGCUAGUAGCGAGAGUGAGGACGCUAAGCCCGUAGCGCCGCCGUCUGGUACAUCUGCAGCAGAGGCAAAGAAACCCCUCACCACCAACAGCACGACCAAUGCCACCACUGCCACCGCCAAACCGCCAGCUACCGCUCGUCGCAUCAGUACAGUUGGCACCACAACAGCCGGCGCUGCCAAGGUGGCUCCCCGCUCGUCGGUGGCUCCUGGCGCGUCUCGAGCCACGGGCCCUACGGCAGCGGCAGCCGCUCGCGCUGGAGGCACCACGACUACCGGUCGCCCGUCCGUCGCACCUUCGUCUUCUAGCUCCAAGCCACCAAUGUCUUCUGUCACCGCCGCCAGAAGACCUUCUGCUGCUGCCACUACUAGCGCUGUAGCCACCACCACGGCCACCGCACGACCUACAGGUACAGGGGCUACUCCCGUCAAGAAGCCCAUCGGCACCACGGCGAGUACCCGACCUCCUCUUGCUGGUCCCAGGAGCUCUGGUGCGCCUUCCACUGCUCCUGCUCCUGCCUCAGCUGCAGGUCGGGCAGGAAGCGUCACCAGUAGUCGAGCUGGGGGGACCGCUGCUUCCACGACUGCUCGACCUGCUGUUUCCAGUCGGCCAUCGAUCGCUAGCUCUUCUGGAACAUCUACAACUGGAGCCAAGAAGAUGGUCACCGCUGUAGAGCUCAAGGAGCGCCUGACCAAGACGGAGGCCGAUCUGGCUGAGAGUCAAGAGCAGCUCAUUCGGCUUCGUGAAGAGCUCGAGGCCAAGGAAGAAGAGCUCUUGAAGAAGACGCAUGCAUUGGACGUUGCCGAGGCCAAGGCCUCCAGCGGCGGAGCGACGAGAGAAGCUGGUGCGAAGAGCACAGAUGCAAAGGCAGCUUCAGAUGAGGCCAAAGAAGUGGAAGAGCUAUCUGCCAAGCUGGCAGAAAAGGGGGCGCAAAUCGAGUCUCUUCGAAGCGAACUUGCUGCCAUCAAGGAUGCUAAGAAUGGUGAGAAGCAGGCAGAGCUCAAAGACGCUCUAGAACGGGCGAAGAGUCUCACUCAGGAGCUGGAGAGCACCAGAAAGUCCCUCGUGGAAGCCGAGAAGAAGGCGCAAGAGGCCUCUGCUGCACCGAAAGAAGAUCCGGAGGCCGUCAAGGAGCUUCAGAGCGCUCGUGAGGCAGUCAAGGCCCUCGAAGCCCAAGUGUCAUCACUCGAGGAGCAAAAGGCAGACCAGGAGAGGACCACAAAGGGUCAUUCUGAUGAAGCUGAUGGACUCAAGAGUAAGCUCAAGGCACUCGAAGACGAGCUGGCGCUGGCUCAAAAGGCUUCGGAGGGAGACAAGGGCAAGGCUGCCGAAGACGUCAAGAGCAAGGACGAAGAGAUUGCAAGGCUUCGACAAGAAGCCUCUCGACUCGAAGAGGCUGCCAAGAGCUCUCAAGAGGAGCAUCAGAAGCAAGUCGCAGAGGCUAUAGCCACUGCAGAGGAAGCCGCUCGAAGGAAGUCGGACGAGUCUCAUGCCGAUGAAUACGAGAAGCUCAAGGCAGAGCUGGGACGCGCUCUCUCUUCUGCCACCUCACACCAAUCCAGAGCGGUCGACGAAGCUCUGCAGAGGCAAGCUCAUGAGCAUCAAGUGGCUCUGACCAAGGCGGUUCAAGAGGCCGAGGCUAGACUCAAGAGCACUCUUGCUGACGAACACCAGUCCGCCCUUCUCGAUGUGCAGGCAGCGCACGGCACUGCCUUGAGUAAGCUCAGGGACGAGCUUGAUGCGAAGAAGAAGGUCGAAGAAGACGAUGCAAAGAAGGCUGGCGACCAGAACAACGAAGCGCAGGCUGCCUUGCAGAAGAAGUUGUCGGAGCUGCAGAGUGAGCACGAAGCCAAGCUCAAGGCGGCAGAAGAGGCAUUCGAGCAGCGAUUGACUCAGAAGAUUGCCGAAGUCACGGCGGAAAUCGAGAAGAGCCAUGCUGGCAAGCUGCGCGAGCUCGAAGAGCAGAGCAAUGGUCAGCUCGAAGACUUGAAGCAGCAGCACACCGCACGGAUCGACGCAAUUACGACUGAGCAUGUCGAGAAGAACAAGUCCAUCACGGCUGAUCACGACCAGAAGAUUAAAACUCUUACUGCUGGGCAUGAUGACCAGAUCAAAUCACUGAGGGCUGAACACGACAGGAAGCUCAGCGAUGCUGCCAAUGCUGGAGACUCUUCCAGCGCUGCGUUUAGGGCUGAGGCUGAAGCGGCAAAGCAAGAGCUUGAAAAGACGACGGCUGAGCUGAAGAAGCUCUCGGAUCAGAAGGCCGAGGCUGACAAGCAGGUCACGUCAUUGGAGCAAUCUCUCGCCGAUGUCAACAAAUCCUUUGCUGAAGCGAAAAAGACCGCCGUGGACCCCGAGGAGGUAAAGAAGCUCCGUCAGCAACUCAAGGAGAGCCAACGCGAGGCCCAAGAUCAUCAGAAUGCACUGCAACAGGUCAAUCAGAUGUUUGCCGAGCAGAUGCAGAUGCAAGACAAGGAGAACAGUGCCCGUGUCGAGAAGAUGGACAAGGAGAGGGGCGAGCAGACCAGAGCUCUUGCUGAGAAGCGAGCGCAGGAGAUUGGAGAGAUGAGAAGAGCACACGAGAUUGAAAUUGCCAAGAUUCAAAAGAAGCACGAAGAUGGUCUGCAGCUCCUCAACAAGAAGCAGACGGACACGGUCAAGCAACUUUCCACUCUGCAGGAAAAGUUCCGAGCGGUGGAACGAGAUAGGGACGAGGCGCGUCGUCGAGCUGCCGAAGUGGCCGAGGAGCUCAAGAAUGUCGCUGCUGCCUCGGCCAAUGGGAAUGCUUCUGGUCCACAGGCACCCGAUGCAAGCGAACUGGAGGUGCUUCACAGUAAGCAUAAUGCCCGUGUGCAGGAAUUGGCCAAGACGCAUUCGGAGCGCGUGACUGCCCUCGAGGCUCAGCUCAAGUCUUCACAGGAGAGGGUGUACAGUCUGGAAAAGGAUUUGGAGGGCAAGAAGAUGGAGUUGCAACUCUUGCUGCAAGAGGGAGGAGGAGGAGGAGGAGCGGCACAGCAGAAUGGCAAUCCGCAAGUUGAAGCCGGGGUGCGUGCGGACAAGUUGAGGGAGGAAAUUGGAGGCAUUGAGGGCAAGUUGAGGGAGAGGGGCGUUGAGGUGGGACCUUAGGCGAUGAGAAGGCAGAACAAAGAGCGAUAGAUUACCCCAGACGUCCUGACUUUUACCGACAGUCUCUCUUUCUACAAAAACAAUACCAAUUCUAUUUCAUCCCCUUCUC